Molecule: messenger RNA, 1668 nt
Organism: Linnemannia hyalina
Lineage: Eukaryota; Fungi; Mortierellomycota; Mortierellomycetes; Mortierellales; Mortierellaceae
Source: the annotation of a GenBank genome assembly
AUGACUACCUCCACCACCACCCCCACCACUCCCACCCCCACCAGCCAAGACGCGACUUUUAAGUCCAAGGACAAACUGCUUGCAAACCUGCGCGAUGAAAUUGAGAAGGCGCGUGUUCUGAACGGUGUUCCUGGCAUGAGCGUCGCGGUCAUGCACAAGGGUGAAGUGAUCUUUGCAGAGGGUUUCGGCUUGCGAAAUGACAAGGAUCUCUUCACGGCGGAGACCUUGAUCCCCAUCGGAUCCAUCACCAAGUGUUUCACAGCCACAGCGAUUGGAGAAUUGGUGGCAGAGAAAAAACUAGACUGGGAUGAAACGCCUGUCAACAAGUACCUGCCAGAAUUUGAGCUCAAGAACCCGAUGCACACGGCUCAGAUCACCAUCACCGACUUGCUGUCGCAUCGCACGGGCCUCUCCAGACUGAACGACAUGCCUUUCUAUUUGGGCCAAAUGUCCCGCUCCGAGAUGGUUCGACGUCUACGCUAUGCUGACAUGCCCGCAAAACUCGGUUCUAAGUCUCUGUACAACAAUUGCAUGUACGGAGUUGCUGGAGAGGUCGCUGCCAAAGUUACUGGUCAAUCCUACGAAGAUGUUGUGCGCUCCAAGAUCAUCACCCCCUUAGGACUCGACAGCACGGGUCUCUCGGCCAAGGAAAUGAAGUCUCGUUCAGACAAUCACGCGAUUCCCAUGGUUGCGGCCUCAUUUGAGGAUGCACAAAAGGGUCUUUUCAAGUCAAUCCCAUCGUAUGACGACUCUGCGAUGUUGAUAGCGGCCGCGGGGGAUAUUUAUUCCAACGUGUUGGACCUGGUGAAAUGGGGACAAGUAGUGUCCAAGUUGGGAGAACUGGACGGCAAACAGGUGUUGAACCGGAACAGCGUGGAAGAGACGUUGAAGGCGCACACGAUUGUGGAUUCUGCGCCAAGGACAGCUGAGUUCCCAAGGGUGUCGAAUUAUGGAUUUGGAUGGGAUGUGGAUUCGUACAAGGGACUUCCUGUCUACAGACAUAGCGGCAACACCUUCUACUACGCCUCCCACCUGGCCUUCUUCCCUGAUCAAGACCUGGUCGUCGCCGCCUGUGCGAAUACCUAUGUGACUUAUCUCACCGUGGAGCUGCCCCAUCACGUUGCAGAUCUCGUGUUGAACCUUCCUUCCACUCAGGAUUGGCUAUUCGACGUAGCUCUUGAGAAGAUCACGAAAUUCUGGGCUAUGAUCGCUGCAGAGCAGGAUGUUACUCCUGACAAGAUUCCCAACAAGCCCAUGUCGCACCCAUUGCAGGCUUAUGUUGGAGAGUAUUCGCAUCCGUAUUAUGGGUCUUGCAAUGUUUGGUUGGAGGACCUAGAGGAAGGAGAGGAAGGAAAGGAGGGAGCAGGAGAAGACAAGAACAAGACGUUGGUGUCGACGCUGUGGGACUGCAGGACUCUGAUCAGUCAUUUGCACUUUGAUGCGUUUGUGCUGAAACACGAUCAUCCGGGGCUUCAUGCGACGUAUGUGGCCUCGUUCCAUACGGGAUCGAGUGGGAAGGUCACCUCGAUCAACCUCGAAUUAGGCGAGGACACAAUUGAGUUCAAACGACAUAAGGAAGUGAAAGAGGAGGAGAAGGACGAGAUGGAAGAAGGGAAAGAGGGCAAGAAAAAUGCGGCCGAUGGUGUCCCUCAAGCCCAUGUAGACUAA